AUGUUAGCAAGACGUAGCAUUCACAGAUUAUCGGACAUUCUACGGCGAUGUUACGCUGCAGCAGAGACCGCACAUAAUGCGACAAAAGAAUCAGUAAAUGCUGAGGAAUUACGAUUGACUUUUGCGUCACCUGUUGAGGUUUUCUUUAAUAAUACUGUAGUAAAACAAGUCGAUAUUUCUACACUGAAUGGCUCAAUUGGUAUUCUGCCAAAGCAUGUACCCGUAUUGGGAAUGCUGAAGCCUGGUGUUGUUCGAGUUGUGGACAAAGAUGAUAAAAGUAUUCAAUAUUUUGCCUCAUCUGGCACUCUUUCGAUGAAUCCAGAUGGUUCUUGUCAGGUUCUGGCAGAAGAAGCAGUCAGACUUGAGGAUAUCGAUUUAGCGAAGGCUGAAGAAGAAUUGAGCGCGGCUCAGCGACGUGUCCAAGAGACGAUGGAGAAUGAUGCACGAGCUGUGGUACAAAUUGAAAUAGAGACAUACGAAGCAUUGGUAAAAGCUGUCCAAAAUAUCGAGAAAUGA
This is a messenger RNA of Acanthocheilonema viteae, 516 nucleotides long. NCBI's taxonomy places the organism in Eukaryota, Metazoa, Nematoda, Chromadorea, Rhabditida, Onchocercidae. The record is from the annotation of a GenBank genome assembly.